Molecule: messenger RNA, 993 nt
Organism: Mycena indigotica
Lineage: Eukaryota; Fungi; Basidiomycota; Agaricomycetes; Agaricales; Mycenaceae
Product: HMG box domain-containing protein
Exons: 3
Coding region: 1-993 (330 amino acids)
Biological process (GO): regulation of transcription by RNA polymerase II
Cellular component (GO): nucleus
Molecular function (GO): RNA polymerase II cis-regulatory region sequence-specific DNA binding; DNA-binding transcription factor activity, RNA polymerase II-specific
Source: RefSeq, a predicted model, not a curated record
AUGGCUCCGCGCCAAUCCCGAAGGCUUUCUACCCGUCAGUCGAUCAGUAAAGCGGAGCCAGAGGAGUACACUUGGGAACUUCCAUCGCCACCUUCCUACGACUCCGAUCUCGACGUUGGACCUUCGCCGUCUGCCCGUAAACCAAACCACUCCUCGACCCACAUUCCUCGCCCCCCCAACCAAUUCAUCUGUUUUCGUUCCGACUGGUGGGCGAAAAACAAACAUCGUCCAGACAUUACUCGCGACCACAGGCAGAUCAGUAGGCUAGCUGGAAUAGAGUGGAGGGCUUUACCAGAUGCUGAGCGGGCAAAAUACGCAGUCAAGGCGGAGAUCGCGAAACAACGACAUGCAAAAAUGUUUCCUCAGUACCAUUACAAGCCAGGUGGGCGCUCCUCGACUUCGAGCAAGGGCAAGAAACGGAAAGUGGAGAGUGACGACGAUGCUGAUGAGUGGGUUCCCUCUUCGGUCAAACGUCGCAAAUUUCAACAAGCUACCUCUCCGCCAUUCGAAGCCUCUGCGGUUUUCGCCUCGCCUUUACCUUCAACGGUCGAAGAGCCAUCGACCCCCGAGCUGGCCGCCGAUACUUCGUCUGAGUCAUCCGAACCCCAAUCCGUCAUCUCCGCACACGACACCGAAUCAGUCCAUGAAGAUGCCAGCGACGACUUUGUCCUCACCGCGGAUAUUCCCCCCCUCGAUCUUUACGCGACAACUUCUGUAAACAAAAAUUCGACCAUUUUUGCCUGCGACGCGUCUCACGUGCCUCCGGCGCUCCAGCACAACGUCGAUUCGCAGUUUUUCAAGCCGGAAGUCUCCACCGAGGCCCGGGACAUGUUCUUGUGGUGCAACCAAGUCCAAUUCGUCGACGAACCGGAUUUCGUGGAUGACCCAUACUUUGUGCCAGACGUCAACUCGGAGAUACUGUUUACGAACCCAUUCGCAAUGUCGUUCACUUCAGAGUUUGACCAGCUGGAUGCACCCAUGAUUGGACUAUGA